AUGCUGCUCCUCCGAAGCGGCCUGACCAGGGCCCUGGCCGCGCGGAUCCGGCCGCCUCAGGUGUGCUCAUCUUUUGCUACGGGACCUCGACAAAGCGAUGGAACAUUCUAUGAAUUCCGUACCUAUUCUCUUAAGCCUUCAACGAUGAAUCAGUUUCUGGAAAAUUUUAAGAAAAACGUACAUCGCCGGACAGCUUACUCUGAAUUGGUUGGAUACUGGAGUGCAGAAUUUGGAGGCAGAGUGAAUAAAGCAUUUCAUAUUUGGAAGUAUGAUAAUUUUGCUCAUCGAACUGAAGUUCGGAAAGCGUUGGCCAAAGAUAAGGAAUGGCAAGAACAAUUCCUUAUCCCAAAUUUGGCUCUAAUGGAUAAACAGGAGAGUGAGAUUACUUAUCUGGUACCAUGGUGCAAAUUAGAAAAGCCUCCAAAAGAAGGAGUCUAUGAACUGGUUACUUUCCAGAUGAAGCCCGGUGGGCCAGCUGUAUGGGGUGACACAUUCAAAAAGGCAAUUAACGCCCAUGUCAUUCUAGGCUACUCAAAACUAAUUGGAGUUUUCCACACAGAAUAUGGAGCCCUCAACAGAGUUCACGUUCUCUGGUGGAAUGAGAGUGCGGAUAGUCGUGCAGCUGGGAGACAUAAGGCUCAUGAGGAUCCCAGAGUCGUGGCAGCUGUUCGGGAAUGUGUCCGUUACCUAGUGUCUCAGCAGAAUAUGCUUCUGAUUCCUACAUCGUUUUCACCAUUGAAAUAG
This is a messenger RNA of Pipistrellus nathusii (Nathusius's pipistrelle), 744 nucleotides long. Lineage: Eukaryota; Metazoa; Chordata; Mammalia; Chiroptera; Vespertilionidae. The record is from the annotation of a GenBank genome assembly.